UUUAGACCAAAUCAACAACCAACUGUGAAAGAUGUCGGGGACUGUAAGAGUUUUUGCCCUGAUCAUAGCCGCUUGUCGGGUCCUGCUCAUCGAUGCAUCAUUUCAACCUGCACUUGUCUUGGAUAUGGCUAAAAUUUUGCUCGAAAACUACUGCUUCCCAGAGAAUCUAGUUGGCAUGCAGGAGGCGAUCCAACAAGCUAUAAGCAGCGGAGAGAUCCUACACAUCUCUGAUCGGAAAACACUGGCAGCUGUGCUGACGGCCGGCGUUCAAGGUGCACUCAAUGACCCCAGACUGACCGUGUCUUACGAGCCUAAUUAUGUCCCGAUCACGCCACCUGCACUUCAGUCUCUGCCCACGGAACAGCUGAUACGGCUAAUCAGGAAUACUGUUAAACUGGAGGUGAUGGAUAACAACGUCGGUUACUUGAGGAUUGACCGUAUUAUAGGUCAGGAGACUGUGGAAAAACUGGGACGCCUCCUUCACGACAACAUCUGGAAGAAGGUUGCGCAUACAUCAGCGAUGAUCUUUGAUCUGCGUUUCAGCACAGCAGGAGAGAUCUCCGGUGUGCCAUACAUCAUUUCGUUUUUUUCCGACUCGGAACCGCUUUUGCACAUUGACACCAUUUAUGAACGACCCACCAAUACUACAAAGGAGCUAUGGACAAUGUCGAAUCUCCUGGGUGAACGAUAUGGGAAAAGAAAAGAGCUGAUCGUUUUAAUCAGCAAGCGCACCACGGGCGCGGCAGAAGCUCUUGCCUACAUCUUAAAACAUCUAAAAAGAGCCGUCAUUGUUGGAGAAAGGUCGGCCGGUGGGUCGAUUAAGGUUGAGAAGUUCAAAGUUGGUGACUCUGGGUUUUAUAUUACGGUCCCUGUUGCUAGAUCUGUGAACCCUGUGACGGGACAAAGUUGGGAGGUGACCGGAGUGUCGCCAUCCGUCAGCGUCAACCCAAAAGAAGGGAUCGCCAAAGCCAAAUCCCUCAUCGCCAUCAGGAAAUCAAUACCGAAAGCGGUUAAAAGAGUGUCAGAUAUUAUUAAACAAUUUUAUGUGUUUAAAGAUAAAAUCCCAGCUUUGCUAAACCAUCUUGGUAAAACUGACUUCUCCACAGUGGUUUCUGAAGAGGACUUGGCAGCAAAACUUAACUAUGAGCUGCAGUUUGUCUUCGAAGACCCUCGUUUAAAUAUCAAGACAUUGCAAGGAUCGUCCAACAAGGAGGAAGAACUGGAUGCAACACCCACAACCCACUCAAUUGAUGUUAAUCUUAAUGAUCCAUUAUUCAAGUUGGAAAUUCUGUCAGGAAACAUUGGAUAUUUGCGUUUUGACAGAUUCCCUACAUCUACAAUUUUGAUUGAACUAGAGGAUCGAAUCAUAGAGACGGUCUGGCGACCUGUCAAAGACACAGAGAACCUAAUUAUUGAUCUGCGCUACAACACCGGCGGAUCCACCGAGGCCUUGCCGAUUCUGCUUUCCUACAUGUUUGACUUCUCAUCAGAUACCCACCUCUUUUCAAUCUACGACAGCAUUCGAAACACGACCGUUGAUUUUCACACCCUCCGUAACAUCAGUGGGCCUUCGUAUGGUUCCAGAAAGGGUGUUUAUGUUUUGACAAGCUACUACACAGCUGAAGCCGGAGAAGAGUUUGCUUACUUGAUGCAGUCCUUGCACCGAGGCACUGUUGUAGGGGAAAUCACUUCUGGAAUGCUUCUUCACUCCAAAACUUUUCAAGUUGAAGAAACAAGUCUUGGAAUUACCAUCCCAGUCAUAAAUUUCAUCGACAUACAUGGGGAAUGCUGGCUUGGAGGCGGUGUAGUUCCUGACGCCAUCGUCCUUGCCGAAGAGGCAUUCGAGCGAGCUCAUGAAAUCAUUGUGUUUCACAAGGACAUUCCAGCUUUGGUGCAAGAAGCUGGAGAUCUUUUGAAAACACACUAUAUUGUGCCUGAGGUUGCAGAUAAAGUCAGUAGACUGUUACAGUCUAAACUAAAAGAAGGUUUUUAUCGCUCAGUCGUUGACUUUGAAUCUCUCGCAUCUCAACUCACCGCAGAUCUCCAAGAGAUUUCGGGUGAUCACAGACUGCACAUUUUCAACUGUGAAACUGAACCAGAAUCCCUUCGUAACCUUCCCAAAAUCCCUUCUCCUGAAGAGGUGGGGUUCAUAAUCGAUGCCCUAUUUAAAGUAGACGUACUGUCUGGAAAUAUUGGCUAUUUGAGAUUCGACAGGAUGGAAGACGUAAAGAUUCUGCGAGCGAUUGGUCCCCAGCUCGUCAAAGUUGUAUGGAACAAGUUAGUGAGCACAGACGUGCUCAUAAUCGACCUGAGAUAUAACACGGGCGGCUAUUCCACAGCUAUUCCUUUACUGUGCACCUAUUUCUUUGACCCGCAACCCUUAAAACACCUUUACACCAUUUUUGACCGCUCCAAAACGAAUGCGACAAAGGUUACGACCCUUCCAGAAGUGCUAGGACAGAGGUACGGCUCUCAGAAAGACAUAUAUAUCCUGACAAGUCACAUAACUGGAUCAGCCGCUGAGGCGUUUGCUAGAACAAUGAAAGACCUGAAAAGAGCCACUGUUAUCGGAGAGCCCACAAUCGGAGGUGCCCUCUCAAGUGGAACGUACCAAAUUGGGAAUAACAUCCUGUAUGCUUCCAUUCCCAACCAGGCAGUUUUGAGUGCAGUUACUGGGAAAGCAUGGAGUAUCACCGGAGUGGCACCAGAUGUCGAAGUUGCUGCAGAAGACGCCCUUGACGCUGCAAUUGCAAUCAUUAAACUUCGUGCUGAAAUCCCAGGGUUGGUUCAGGCGGCCGCCGCGCUGGUUGCAGACAACUAUGCAUUUCCAAGCAUUGGGAAAGACGUCGCUGAGAAGCUGGGAGCUGCUGCGGCUAGUCGGGAAUACAGCCUGAUCUCCACAAAGGAAGAACUGAGAGCAAAGCUCUCUGCUGACCUCCUAAAACUGUCAGGAGACAAGUGCCUGAAAGCCACCAGGAAUGUCCCUACACUUCCUCCACAGAAUCUCCCACCCGAGAUGUUCAUCGAGCUCAUCAAAGUUUCAUUCCACACUGACAUAUUUGAAAACAACAUUGGUUAUCUUCGCUUUGACAUGUUUGGAGAUUUUGAACAUGCUGCUAAGAUCAUUGCCGAGUACGUCUGGAACAAAGUCGUUGACACUGAUGCGCUGAUCAUUGAUCUGAGGAACAAUGUUGGUGGGUCCACCGCCUCCAUUGCUGGCUUUUCCUCAUACUUCUUUGACGAUGACAAGCAGAUUAUGCUAGACAACGUAUACGACAGACCCUCCAAUACCACAACAGAUCUUCUGACCCGUUUACAACUUACAGGCAGGAGAUACGGCAGCAAAAAGAGUGUGAUAGUCCUCACCAGUGGCACGACCACAGGUGCCGCUGAGGAGUUUGUUUUUAUCAUGAAGAGGCUGGGACGUGCAAUGAUUAUCGGCGAGACAACCCGUGGAGGUUGUCACCCCCCAGAGAACUUCCGUGUGGGCGAAAGCAGCAUCUUCCUGUCUAUUCCUAUCAGACAUUCAGACACUGCUCAUGGUCCUUCCUGGGAGGGUGCUGGCAUCGCCCCUCACCUUCCAGUGCCCGCUGACGCUGCCCUCGACACAGCAAAAGGCAUCUUCAAUAAGCAUCUUUCUGACCAAAAAUAAGUUGUUCUUCUGGGCCUGUUAUGGAAGCCAAAUGAUAUUGCAAAGUAGUUCUUUAGAAGGAUGACAUACUGUGAAGAUGCUGUCAUAAUCUGUGUAGAUCUUUAAGGUAA
Messenger RNA from Labeo rohita (rohu), 3762 nucleotides. It is a transcript of the gene rbp3, whose product is annotated as retinol binding protein 3. The transcript is spliced from 5 exons. NCBI's taxonomy places the organism in Eukaryota, Metazoa, Chordata, Actinopteri, Cypriniformes, Cyprinidae. Bases 32 to 3652 code for a protein of 1206 amino acids. The record is from RefSeq and is a predicted model, not a curated record. Gene Ontology annotation, molecular function: serine-type peptidase activity. Gene Ontology annotation, biological process: proteolysis.